AAUUGGUAUAAAGUCGCCAAGAGUGCACGUUUAACCUACCACUCGACGUGUGUUCAACGUGUCGGGUUUGAACUCCUAGUUUCUCUGCUCAUAGGUAGAGUGUAUGUAUUUUGGCAGCUCGUCCCACCGCUUCUCGUCGAGACAUCUUGUCGGUGUUUGAGUGGACAGCAACGGCCGGACUAAGGCGGACGGGUAGAUUUCAACCAUGAUGAUGAUCAGUAGUAGUCGUGUGCCUCUGUGGUGCUCUGUGGCCGCGUGUCAUACGCAGGACGUGGCCAGCCAGAGACAGGGGUGGCUCCGCAUGUCGCUAAUCGACUGGCUUGGCGUUACAAUUUCCGUCUCAUUGGCCGCCGUCGAGACCGAUGAUCUAGUCAUCUAGAUCUGGCUCAAGUCAUGCAUCGCCAGCCGCGGAUUGAGCCGUUCGGCUGUCAAGCAUAAUCCUUCCCUUUUGACCC
Messenger RNA from Pseudomassariella vexata, 455 nucleotides. RefSeq lists its product as uncharacterized. The record is from RefSeq and is a predicted model, not a curated record. NCBI's taxonomy places the organism in Eukaryota, Fungi, Ascomycota, Sordariomycetes, Amphisphaeriales, Pseudomassariaceae. Bases 206 to 379 code for a protein of 57 amino acids. The transcript is spliced from 2 exons.